Messenger RNA from Aspergillus tanneri, 1092 nucleotides. RefSeq lists its product as uncharacterized. The transcript has a single exon. Bases 1 to 1092 code for a protein of 363 amino acids. The record is from RefSeq and is a predicted model, not a curated record. NCBI's taxonomy places the organism in Eukaryota, Fungi, Ascomycota, Eurotiomycetes, Eurotiales, Aspergillaceae.
AUGCCAUCCUGGUAUUAUUAUGAUCCUCACAACGACUCUUCCCAUGACUCCGACUCUGAUUCGAGCGGAUCAUCCAGCCAAAGUAACAUUCGGUCGCGAAAUCAUAUCCAGUGGAUGGCAGCCAUCAGGGGAACUUCGCUGCCCGACAGCUUAGACUGCAACGAGGGACGAUGGGCUGCUAUCCGUGGCAUCCGCUGCCAUUAUAAGUUUGCCACCAGCGAUGCUGUCGAGGAUUUAUGCACUCUCUACCCUGAGCUCGCGCGCGCACGCAACGCCCGCCUAAUUAUGAGCAACCAAGUCCCCGAGCCUCACCAGCUCGAGGAUCCCAGCCAUGUGCCAUACUGCAUCUGGUAUCCGGACUUUGCACAAGAAGAGACCUACCGCGAAGUAGCUCGUCGCUAUCCAAGCUUGCGCUACCAGGUGGGAAGAGCAUGUGCCGCUGCUGGAUACGUUAGUCUCUACCAGGAGCUGGACCUUCUUUCGGACGUGUCUAUUGCCGAAGAGGCUCGAGAAAGUGGCGCGGACGGGGCCCAAGAGAUCUAUAAUAUAAUUAUGGCGUCUCCAAUUCGAUACGCAGUAAUGAAUGAUCUGCACCGCUCUUUGCACCCACAUACAAAGACCCCAGCGUAUUUAAAUGGCGACACGGUUGUCCGCUGGAUGUUGGAGGCGCGAUAUCAUGUAUGUCUUGCGUUGCCUAUCUAUCCAGAUAUUGAGGAGGAUGGUAGCGUUGGAGAGGAGAAGGUGGAACUACCACAUUGGCGGUAUCAAUAUACAUAUAAGGAAGCCAAGUUACUUUUUACUCCACUACCUCUUGAUCUCCCGACCAUGAAAAAGGACCUGCUGAUCCAGAUGGCGGCCUACGAAGGCAAUUUCGACCGAUAUGCACGACUAAUGCGCCCAGGCUAUAUGCAAGACGAGGAAUUACACUGUGUGGUCCGCGGGAUAUACCAUAACACCAUGUUCGCGCGCUGGUGGGCCGAACAGCUCAAGGUCAACCGAGAUCGCAUCAGGCUUCGUGGGAAUAGCCAGGAAGCAAUCUGGAUGAUAAGUCAGGCCGUUAAUGCUCGUCGCGUGAUGAUCAACGAUAUAUAG